AUGGGCAUCUUCGACUCCCUCAACAAGUCCGUCGCCUCGUCCUUCGUCGGUCGCUACUUCAAGCUCGACGACGGCAGCGGCCGCAAGGGCAUCCGCCCCAACACCUCGUUCACCACCGAGCUCCGUGCAGGCUUGGCGACCUUUGUGACCAUGGCCUAUAUCAUCUCGGUCAAUGCCAACAUCCUCAGCGACUCUGGCGGCCCCUGUGGCUGCACCUCGUCGCCCGAUACGUGCUUGAAGGAUCCCAACUAUCAGCUCUGUCUCAAUGAUAUCAAGAAAGACUUUAUCACCGCGACAUCUGCCGCCGCCGCCAUCGCCACUUUCCUCAUGGGCGCCAUGGCCAACCUGCCUCUUGGCUUGGCCCCGGGUAUGGGCUUGAACGCCUACUUUGCCUACCAGGUCGUCGGCUUCCAGGGCAGCGGCAAGAUCCCCUAUCGCACCGCCGUCGCUGCCGUCUUCAUUGAGGGCAUUCUCUUCAUUGUCAUCUCGCUGCUGGGUCUGCGUCAGCUCCUCGCCAAGGCCGUGCCCAAGUCCGUCAAGAUCGCCACCGGCGCUGGCAUUGGCCUGUUCCUGACCUUCAUUGGCCUCCAGAACUCGGCCGGCAUCGGUCUGGUCACAUACGAUCCCGCAACCCUCGUCACCAUCGGCGGCUGUGCCGACCAAUACAAGGACCCGACCUCCGGCCAGUGUCUCAGCCAUGGCAUGGAAAGCGGCACCACUUGGAUUGGCAUCUUUGGUUUCGUCAUCAUUGCCCUCCUGGCCUCGUUCCGCGUCAAGGGCGGCAUCCUCAUCGGCAUCGUCUUCAUUUCGGCCAUCUCCUGGUUCCGAAACACCUCCAUCACCGCCUUCCCCGCCACUCCUGCUGGCGACGCUGCCUUUGACUUUUUCAAGACCGUCGUUGCCGUUCCCCAGAUCCGCCGCACUGGCCUCGCCAUGGACUGGAACCUUGGCACCUCCGAGGUCUGGGUCGCCCUCGUGACCUUCCUCUAUGUCGAUAUCAUGGACACAACCGGAACCCUCUACUCCAUGGCCAAGUUUGCCGGCUUUGCCGAUGACCGCACCGGCGACUUUGAAGGCUCCUUCUGGGCGUUCUUGGCUGACGCCACGAGUAUCUCGCUUGGCGCCCUCUUUGGAAGCUCCCCCAACACAGCCUUUAUCGAAUCCGGUGCUGGUAUCGCCGAAGGCGGCCGCACCGGCCUCACUGCCAUCACCACCGCUUUCUUCUUUGUCUUGUCCCUCUUCUUUGCCCCCAUCUUUGCGUCGUUCCCGCGUUGGGCCACCGGUCCCGCCCUUAUCUUUGUCGGCGUCCUGAUGGCCAAGGGCUCGCUCCGUAGCAUCAACUGGGACUACCUCCCCGAUGCCAUCCCUGCCUUCCUUACCAUGGCUCUGAUGCCCCUGACCUACUCGAUUGCCUACGGCCUGAUCGCCGGUAUCGGCGCGUACAUUGCCAUCCACGGCACCAUCUACUUGGUCGAGUUGGUCUCCGGCGGUCGCAUCAAGCCCACCGACAAGGAUAUGAAGGAGAUGUGGGGCACCGAAAACAGCUCCGAUAUGCUCCCUCCCUGGAUGAAAGUCUUGCUCCGCAAGUUUGGCAAGCUCAAGGAAACCAACAACGGAGCCCUGCCCGAGUCGAUCUAGAUCUGUCUCCAGAUUGUGGAUGUCCCCACAUAUCUCCCGGUUGAACGCUCUCGGCUUAUGAGCGUUCGUCUCGCCUUCAUCACUCUGCCUUGGCCCCAGCCGCUCCUCACGCCUCUCACCCCUCCCCACACUACAAGACCUCUGGCUGCUA
Polychytrium aggregatum is the source of this 1789-nucleotide messenger RNA. RefSeq names its product permease. Gene Ontology annotation, cellular component: plasma membrane. Gene Ontology annotation, biological process: transmembrane transport. The transcript has 9 exons. The record is from RefSeq and is a predicted model, not a curated record. Lineage: Eukaryota; Fungi; Chytridiomycota; Chytridiomycetes; Polychytriales. Gene Ontology annotation, molecular function: purine nucleobase transmembrane transporter activity. Bases 1 to 1638 code for a protein of 545 amino acids.